AUGAUCAGCUUACUGCAACUUUUAAUGAUCUGCUGUGCUGUUUCGGUAAUUUGGCUGAACGAGAACCUCUACAAUUCUCCGAUAAUGACGCUACUCCAACAAUCUGAAAACUUCAAAGAACUCUACAGAAAAACCCUGAUAGCCUUCUACUCACUGUCAAUUUUCACGUCUGUGAUUGGGUUGCUGUCUCCACUGACAGUAAACUCGCAGACGGGUAUAAACCCGAUUUUGAAUGGUUAUCUCAUUCUCGGCUCCAUACAAGUUUUCACACUUGGAGUUAACAUUGGACUGCAUAUGGCUCUCUAUGUUAAAUCGGAUUCCGUUAUGGAGAAAUUAGAUUUACACACGUUGUACGAGAAAGGCGGGGAAAAAACACGCAUCGCCAGCGCCAUCAACUCCGUGCAGACCAAGCAAAAGUGCUGCGGGGUACACGAGGCAGCAGAGUGGAACGCCAUGAAAUGGUGGGUGAACAACGACACCUCUCCUUACCCCUUCAGAAUUCCGAAAAGUUGUUGCAACGUCAAACGGUGCAUCAUUGCUUCUAAGACCCAAAAAGCCUUAACAUCGCACAAAGUUGGCUGCAAGAAAAAGAUUCAACAGACACUCAUCAUUUUCUUACGCUACAACUGGGCCUUUCCCAUAAGUUUGAUAGUGGCGCAGAUCAUAAUCUUAAUUCUGGCGUGCAUUCUCAUCAAGUUGAUGAAGCAGACCGCCGAAGAGCUCAUGAACGCAGACGAUGAUGAAAAAAACCUCUACCUCAAGCAUCGUUUCUCAAAAUUCAGAAAACACAACAAAAAACGGAAAAUGUUCAAGAAUUUAGGAGUCAGUGAGUCGGAAGAAUCUAACGAUGACCAUAGGAGAUUUCGUGAUGGCGAUCACUAUAAUGAAAGAGAUUAUCAUGAAAAACGCCGAAAAAUAUUGCCUAAAAAAAUAGAUUAUUUAGGAAGGAGAAAAAAAUUGCGUGAAAAAGAAAGGGACCCUGCAGUCCAUUCUGACAAUACUGAAUAUAAAGAUGACCACACGAGAUAUAGAUCGGCGUUAGAUGACAGAUCAUAUCGAAUGACUCAGCAUGGUGAUUCUGAAAGUGAUUCAAGAGAAACAUUAGAACUAGCCAAAAAACUUAUAAAUCAAGAUAGAAGUUCUAAAUCAACUUAUUACAACGACCGGGACGAGGAAUGCUCCCAUUCUCAAGAUGCAUUACUUGACCGGGAUAGGGAUGUGGAAGAGAGGAAAAAAAUGAUGGAUAGAAAAUGGGACGAGAGAAAAAGAAGAAUAAUAAGAGGAAGAGAGAAAGAUGAAGAUGCUUUGACCUGGGAAAGUAAUAGAGAAAGAGAGAGAAGAAAAAAUAGAAAAAUGGAAACAAAUGAAAGGGUAAGAGAGAGAGAGAGGAAUAUAAGAAGACAACAAUGGCCAGAGAGAGACGUGUACAACGAAGAAGAUAUGCGACACCACAGAGAAAAAGUUUAUGAAAGAAGGAAACGGAGACUUAAUCCAAGAGAUGAUGAUAGUUAUAAUCGUGAAUAUAUUGGUUUUAAUGAUCAGAAUGAUGGCAGAGAUUACGACAGAACAAAAUAUACAGAUCAGGAUUCCUUUAGCGAAAGAAAAAAUUAUAGGAAAGACUUAUUUGAUGCAAGAAACGACUAUGACCCAUCUUUUUCAAGUUCUGAAUAUUCAACUUCGAAUGAAGAUAGUAGAAUGGAUGAAAGUCAAUUUUCAGAUUUCUCGCGCUCGAGUCGAUACAGUAAUAUAGAUAGAUACGGAAUGAGAAAACACACACCCAGUUCAUCAACUACCAUCAGAGGUGGGAUUGUUCCGAAAAAAAUCGAAGAUGAAAUAACUUUUCGGGAGAAACGUUUAAGAGAUUUAAAAGAACAAAAAAUGGAUGAACUGAAUAAAAUAAAAAGUCUAUCGAAAGAAGAAGAUUUAGAAAUUAAAAAAAUAGAAGCGCUCGGCAUUCCAAAAGAAUCACACGCUGAACCAACUUUGUCGCAGCUCAUUACAAACAUCCAAAAAACCUCUUCAAGAGCCGACAAAAUGCCAGGGCCACCUUCCAGAGUUAACUACAUGUCAACAAACAAUUUAGCCGCAAAGCCUUCAAUUCAGAAAGCUACAUUGAGUAAAAUGUCUAUACCAACAAUCAUAGGAGUCGAAAACAAAUCUAAUACCGGUGUGAACCAAAUGCCCCCGAAAAACGAUAUAUUUACCAUUACUCCCAACGAAACUACAACUACAAUUACCAACUGCCCCUGA
Messenger RNA from Helobdella robusta, 2250 nucleotides. RefSeq lists its product as hypothetical. Bases 1 to 2250 code for a protein of 749 amino acids. The transcript has 3 exons. The record is from RefSeq and is a predicted model, not a curated record. Lineage: Eukaryota; Metazoa; Annelida; Clitellata; Rhynchobdellida; Glossiphoniidae. Gene Ontology annotation, cellular component: membrane.